Aspergillus caelatus is the source of this 2704-nucleotide messenger RNA. Its product is annotated as stress-regulated transcription factor RPN4. The transcript is spliced from 3 exons. The record is from RefSeq and is a predicted model, not a curated record. Gene Ontology annotation, biological process: regulation of transcription by RNA polymerase II. Gene Ontology annotation, cellular component: nucleus. NCBI's taxonomy places the organism in Eukaryota, Fungi, Ascomycota, Eurotiomycetes, Eurotiales, Aspergillaceae. The coding region runs from base 422 to 2521 and encodes 699 amino acids.
UUAUUAUUCUCCUUGCAACUUGUCACAGUUUAUUGAUCGAUUGAUCUUAUCAAGCUCUAAUCUUUCAUAUUCCUCAAUUGUAUUUUUCUCUCACCUCCACCCACUACUUGCACAUUCGUUGUUCCUUAUAUCUACGUCCUCUCCUUCCCAAGGAUUCCUAAGCGACUUGAGUCUACUACCGUCUUGUCCCACCUCAUUGGACUACGACCUGCCGGACGCUUCCAGACCCUUCGACCCACUCGUUAUCGCAGUUGUUCGGGGAUAAAGAUAUUCGGAUCUUGGGCCGUUUGAAACUUUUCUUUGGGAGGCUUGGUGCCAUACCUAGUACUUAAACUCUGGAACCUCCCCCAGUGGCGAAUUCCCUGAACUUCUUCAUCCACUCCGGCGUCAUACCCUUGACGUCCAUUUGUUGAAAGAGAACAUGUCCAUGCACCCUUCGAUACGCAAUAAGGGUUUUAUCAGUGAAUCAACCUCUACCCCCUUCAUCAAUUACCAAGACCCCGUUUUCAUCCAGGACGAGUUCCUUCCCGACUUGUCACAGGAGGCCGCAUUACAGUUCUACAACCAGCAACUACCCAGGCUCCAAUCACCUUUCCAGUACCACUCGGGUCUUGAAUUUUACUCUCCGCCGUCUUCCGCACCAUCGUCACCGACUUCCUCUCCGGCCUCUUCCACCUCCCACCUGCCUGCGACAGCAACGGUUGCCGCGGAAUACCCCAACUCCUUCGAGGCUCCUUCGAUGACACCCGUUUCCUCCUACAACUCCUCAUUCAACAUUCAGCAUACCGCGACGCCACCGUCCUCACAGCCAUACUUGUCACAAUAUCCCCAAUACCUUUUUGAAAACUCCCCAAUGUUGGCGCAACAGCCUGUCGCAAACACCCACGGUUGGGAAAACAAUCUGCAGCUGCUGAGCUCGGCUCGCAUGCAGCACAAGGCAUCACCGAGUACUUCAUCGACUCGAUCUGCACCUGCAGGAAGCUCAUAUCAGAGAUCUAACGCUUCUACGCUGUCAAAACCCCUGCCCACUCCCGUCCAGACACCUAUUCAGAACUCGUUUCUCACCGCGCCCUAUCAGCAGAACUACGACACUUCUGUGCAUGAUGGUAGCCAAGCUGAAACGGAGAUGGUGAGACGGGCUGUGAUGGAACAGCAGCAGAAGCAGCAGCAACAAAGUCACCAUCAGCAUCAGCAUCAGCCCAGUGAUUACUCACUGGCACCUUCGGUAUCUAGUGUGAGCCACAACUCACCCGUUACUCCCCAGAUAAAACCGGAGGAACUCGAUGAGGCCUCGAAGGCGAUGGUCAAUGACUACAAUAACCACAACGCAAACAACCUUCCGAUCGGUAUUCCCAAAAUCAACCGAACCAUGUCGGACAUCUACCAAGAUGAGCUCUACAAUCCAGCUCUCAUGCCGACUCCCCAAGUCUCCAAACAGACCACAAACCAGCAGAAUCUUUUGAACCCGUUCAGAAACGUCUUUGCUGAUCGGCUGCAAGCCGCCAAUCAGGGCCACAUGACUGCACGGUCUCAUUCUCCUGUUGUUACCAUGAACCGGGAUCGGUCUCCUUUCCGACAGAACUCGCCCCUGGCUGCUGAGUACAACAAUGGGUUCCAGCAGCCGCAGAUGGCGACCAGUGUGCCUAUGACUCAGAAUGUAGGCCAAAGCCAAGGAGAAGGAGAACCGAAGACCAUGUCUCCUAAGGAUGCUCUACUAGACUUCAACGAGGGGGAUGAUACCGGGAUUCCUUUGUUCCCAACAAGUCAACCUGACUUCAACCUUGGUGAAGCACUCGGCCUACGACGUGCAAGCUCAUCAUCAUUCCCGCAGUCGCAGAACUUUACUUCCAUGGAGUCAUUCCCCACGCAAUAUACUACACCGAAUGGACUUUCCCAGCAGUACACCUUUGCGCAGCAGCAGCAAGACCAGCAGCAACAACAGCAGCAGCAGCAGAACAACCUCCUUCACCAAACCCCCGAAUUCCCCGCAUCCCUUCCCCACUUCGAGUCUACGAACAGUGACGUGGGGGUCAACAACGGCGUGGCUUCUCCGCCGGCACAGCCCACAAUGGCGAUGCGCCCGGUGAAAGAAGAGAUCACCCGCCCUGAGCGCACUUCUGCGGACAGUGGUACUUACACUUGCACUUACCACGGCUGUACGCUUCGGUUUGAAACGCCUACGAAGCUGCAGAAGCACAAGCGCGAGGCCCACCGCCAGACUACGCCUGGCGGCCACUUGGUUGGGCGUGAUACUUCCGCACGCAAUUCUCAGGCCGGUCCCCACAAAUGUGAGCGGAUCAACCCAUCUACGGGAAAGCCAUGCAACUCUGUUUUCUCCCGACCUUACGAUCUUACCCGGCACGAGGACACGAUCCACAACGCACGCAAGCAGAAGGUCCGGUGUCAUCUGUGCACGGAAGAAAAGACCUUUUCGCGUAAUGAUGCGCUGACCCGGCACAUGCGAGUGGUGCACCCUGAGGUCGAUUGGCCCGGCAAGCAAAGAAGGAGAGGCAGGGAGUAAGCCUGAAUGGGGUUAUGGUGUGAGGCGGGCAUACCUCCCAUUCGACUUCUACAUCAAACAUGGCUACAAAUGCCCAAUUGGAACACGACAAAUGGGAAGAUCCAUUUUGGGGAGGUCCCUCUCAGAAGCUCCUUUGGGUUCCACCGUUUCCAUGCCCCCAAUUGAGUCAAGAUGACGCCGGAA